Balearica regulorum gibbericeps (East African grey crowned-crane) is the source of this 2014-nucleotide messenger RNA. NCBI's taxonomy places the organism in Eukaryota, Metazoa, Chordata, Aves, Gruiformes, Gruidae. The record is from RefSeq and is a predicted model, not a curated record.
GUUUGACUUCCACUAGCAGUGAGUGUAUUCCUAAAAACUCAGACUUGCAAUGUGAUCCCAUCAUUCGGACAUACGGACGAAAAAAACGAGGCCUCACUGGCUAUAUGCUAACUUUAGAAGAGCAGAAAAAAUAUGACUAUCCCAUAAAAGGAUCCCCUAGAUGUAAGGGCUAUAUAUACACAGAGUGUGAUCAGCAGAGGACGGACAGCAGCCCCCUCUUUGGUCUGGAUUGUGAAAUGUGCCUGACUGCAAAAGGGAACGAAGUCACACGUGUCUCUUUGGUGGAUGCACAGGGUCAAUGCCUCUUGAAUGAACUUGUCAAACCUGAAAGCACAGUGGUGAACUACCGCACCAGAUUCUCAGGAAUCACAAAGAAAAUGCUUCUUCCAGUGAAAACAAGACUGCCAGACAUCCAAACCAGACUAAAAAAAAUACUUCCCCGUGACGCAGUAUUGGUGGGUCAUUCUUUAAAUGGUGAUCUUCAGGCUUUGGAGAUGAUCCACCCCAGUGUUAUUGAUACUUCAUUGCUUUUUGCCAGAAAUGAAGGUCGAAGAUUUAAGCUAAAAUUUCUAGCCAAAGCUGUUUUAGGGAAAGAGAUCCAGUGUGAACAGAAGCUUGGGCAUGAUCCUGCAGAAGAUGCUAGAGCUGCACUGGAAUUGGCUCAAUUCUUUAUUGAGCAAGGACCAGCAAAGGUAGCAGAACUAAACUUGGAGAUGCUUCUGACAGCUGAGGUCUCACAGAACAAAGCUGCGUUACAGCCACAAGGAUGUAGGGUCCAGAAACACUUGAGUGAGCCUCCACAUCUACCCACACCAUGCUUUUUAGACUGCUUGCAGGUGACUGGCCAAAAACCUCUCCUUUUGGGCAGACAGGAACUAGACUCUUCUGGGCUGUGUCAGAGUAACCUGAGCAUUUCAAACAAACAGAUUCUUCAGAGAGCCUUAGCAGAUGUUCCCCUGUCCACAUUCAGUGUCAUUCAGUUCAGUCUGGGUCCAGAGUACACUGCAUCUCACCUUCUAGCUGGACUUUGUGAAAAGGUGAGAAGCAAGCUGACUGACAUGCUGACAAUUUACGCAGGUCCUUUUGAAGAAAACUUUUGCCUGAAGUCUGUGAAAAAAGAAUUUGGGAGGUGUGGACCAAUCUGCUCUCUUACAGUGGUAACCGAAACACACGAGCCCUAUGUCUGUGUCCAGUACGAAGUGCUGGAAGCUGCCCAGCUUGCUGUGGAAAGCCUCAAUGGAGCUGAGAUAGCAGGAUCCUACAUUAAGGUUCAGAGACCUGUCACUGCAGCAAUGCUGGACUGCGAUGUUUUGAUAAAGGAACUAGAACUGGAUGUAGAAAAUGAAGGUGUGAUUUAUGUGGCGGGUCUAAAGAAGUCAUUAACGGAGACGGACUUGCAAGAGGAAUUCAGCCAGUUGAAAGACCUGGAAACACUAUUCCUGCCAAAGGAUCUCCAGAGUGGAAGGCACAGGAACUGCUGUUUCCUCAAAUUCCAGAAAUCACAAAGUGCAGUGGAUGCCCUUGAAGUUAUAAAUGGAUGGACCGUGAAGGGCAGCAAACUGAGAAGUAGGAAUGCUCUUGCUUCAGGCCACCUCUGGAGAUGGAUUUGGCAAAUGAAUCACAGCACCGGGAAGGAAGGAGGAAACAUCUUGUAUGAGAAAAUGGAGCAGCUCUCUGACUCUGAGCAGGAGCUAAGAAAGAAGGUGAAGAAGUUAGACCACCAUGUCAAAAAGCUUUAUAGAAGUCUGCAGAAUAACACCCUGUGCGUUGUUCUCUUUCCUGGAGUGAACAGCACGCAUGGAUCACAAUCUGGCCUUGGUCUGAUGGGAAUAAAAGAUGACGGAGGGAGGAGUGCUUGUUAAACUGCCAAGUUUUUAAGCAAAGUCUUUUGUUAAGAUAUUUUUAAUUACUUUAAAUAUUGAUGUCUUUGUAAAGAUCUCUUACCAUAAGAACAAUAGGCUUUCACUCUGUAUCUUUUACAAAGUCUAAAAAUAAAAGCCAUUCAAAAUGUCUU